Messenger RNA from Aphidius gifuensis, 583 nucleotides. RefSeq lists its product as uncharacterized. The transcript has 2 exons. The record is from RefSeq and is a predicted model, not a curated record. Bases 197 to 466 code for a protein of 89 amino acids. NCBI's taxonomy places the organism in Eukaryota, Metazoa, Arthropoda, Insecta, Hymenoptera, Braconidae.
AGCAGGAGUUACUCAAGCACACACACGCACUACGUUCAUUGACAGAUAAUAAUAAAAAAAAAUAUAUAUAUAUAAUUUUUUUAUUUUAAUUAUAAUUUACACAAGUUUGCCUUUAAAUUGACAUCAUUGAUGUGACAGAAAAAGUGAGAACGACUAUUUUAAAACUUCAAUAAAUAAAAAAUAUUAAAAAACCACCAUGUAUAAGAUAAUAAUUUUUAUGAUUUUUGUAAAACAAGUUAUUCCAUAUGAUCCAGAAGAUAAAAUGUUGAAAAUGAUAUUAUUACCAAAAGAUGAAUUUGAAGCAUUUUAUCAAAAAGGAAUUCAAUCAGAACAAGAAAAUUCAGUACGUCCAGCUCAUCUUCAUGGUUCUUUUAAUGCACAUAGAAAUCCAGCACUUAUUGGAGUACCAAAUAGUGCAGCUUAUGGUUUUCGUUUUGAUGGAAAGCGACGUUUCAAUUACGACUAAGCGAAAGCCUUCAUAAGGUUAAAGCGAAAGUCAUUUUUUAUUUUAAUAUCAUUAAUAAAUACCAAUUAAUACGUCACUAAUAAAUAUAUUUAUAAAAAAAAAAAAAAAUUAUUUUAU